AUGAUCACAGAUUUUGCCAAAGAAAAAGUGUUUUGGACUAGGAAAAUGAACUUGAAACUCGUCAAGUUUAUCGAAAGUCGACCUAAUAUUUGGAAUCCGAAACAUUCUAAAUAUACUUCGUUGCCGUUUAGGGAUAAAACAUACGCAGAAUUUGCGGCAAAAUACGGAAACGAAUUCACCGGUCAAGCUGUGAAAGAGCGAUGGACCAAUAUUAGAUCAACUUUUGCUAAUUAUCUACGAAAAUUGAAUGCCAGUCGUGAAAAAGGAGAUGAAAUAGAUGGUUCCAGUGACAUGUGUAUGAGUAUUGCAAAUAAUCUGGCCAUGAUUUUAAGGGGAGUACAAAAUGAUGCUUUUGGUCUUGAGAAUACUAGACAUGGAAAAGUAGGUGAAGCAGUGACAAAAACACUUACUCAAAUGAAUUCUCUCAAUGCCGCUGUAGUGUCAUCAAAAAUCAUGCAGAUUCUGCUGUUAUAUGACAAAGAUAAUCCAGAAAAUCCUAAUAAUUUGAAAUUAAAUAGAGAUUUUUAA
This is a messenger RNA of Diatraea saccharalis (sugarcane borer), 528 nucleotides long. Lineage: Eukaryota; Metazoa; Arthropoda; Insecta; Lepidoptera; Crambidae. The record is from the annotation of a GenBank genome assembly.